GUGCGGUUGCCGUGGAGAUGAGGCCUGCGGCGGACUCUGAAACGGAGGUUUAUCGAUGUUCGCAGGAGCGCCUGAGCGGAGCCGGUGUUUAAACCAGCGGAAGGCACAGCAACUGGUAAUCGAGGCUCCUCGCUCCAAGCCCAGGAUGGUCAGGGAGCGCGGCUUCGGGGCUCAGGGCCUUCUCUUGCUGGUUACAGCGUUGUCCUUCCUCAGCCGUUUCUACCGCCUGGCAGAGCCCGGACAUGUAUGUUGGGAUGAAACUCACUUUGGAAAAAUGGGAAGUUACUAUAUUAACCAAACGUUUUUUUUUGAUGUUCAUCCUCCACUAGGCAAGAUGUUAAUUGGAUUGGCAGGAUAUCUGACUGGUUAUGACGGUACUUUCCCAUUUAAAAAACCUGGAGACAAGUAUGACCACCACCAUUACUAUGGCAUGCGAGCGCUCUGUGCAACCCUUGGGUCCUUCCUGGUUCCUUUUGCAUAUCUCAUCGUAUUGGAGCUGUCUGGUUCACUCACUGCUGCACUACUUGCUGCUGUUCUCCUGAUCUUUGAUACUGGCUGUAUUACUAUUUCGCAGUAUAUCCUGUUGGAUCCAAUUCUGAUGUUUUUUAUUCUGGGAGCAGUGUUGAGCAUGCUCAAGUUCAAUGCUGUGAAAGACAGGCCUUUUUCUCUAACUUGGUGGAAGUGGUUAAUGCUGACCGGAGUUAAUCUUGCUGGAGCACUUGGGGUAAAGUUUGUUGGAAUUUUUGUGAUCCUUCUGGUUGGAAUUAACACUGCCUGUGAUCUCUGGCAGCUUCUGGGAGCUGUCCACGUUUCUCUGGUUGAAUUUGGGAAACACUUGCUAGCAAGAGUUUUGUGUCUCAUCUUCCUUCCUCUUGUUUUCUACACAGCAUUGUUUGGAAUUCACUUCUUAAUCUUAAACAAAAGUGGUCCCGGUGACGGAUUUUUCAGCUCUGCAUUUCAGUCUCGUCUGAUUGGUAACAAUUUGCACAAUGCAUCAAUGCCAGAGCAUAUUGCUUAUGGAUCAGUGAUUACAAUAAAGAAUGUACGGACUGCAGGUGGGUACCUGCAUUCCCACUGGCAUCUGUAUCCAGAAGGUGUUGGAGCACGACAGCAGCAGGUGACAGCCUAUUUACACAAAGACAACAACAACCUUUGGAUUGUCAGGAAACCUGAACACACCUCAGAUACAGAUGACAUUGCUCAACAUGUUCGUCAUGGUGAUGUCUUCAAGCUUGAGCACAAAGAGACAUCUCGGAAUAUGCACAGUCAUCAUCAUGAGGCACCACUGACAAAGAAACAUUACCAGGUCACAGGAUAUGGAAUAAAUGGAACUGGAGAUUCAAAUGACUUCUGGAGAAUUGAGGUGGUUGGGGGACAGAAUGGGGACCUGAUUAAAGUUCUAAGAAGUAAAAUUCGAUUAAUCCAUGUGGCAACUGGCUGUGUCUUGUAUUCCUCUGGGAAAACCUUGCCCAAGUGGGGCUGGGAACAGGUUGAAGUCACCUGCAGUCCAUACCUAAAAGAAACCCCGAACUCAUUGUGGAACAUUGAGGACCAUGUUAAUGCUAAAUUGCCCAAUAUCAGCCUUGAGGUCCUGAAACCGUCAUUCCCAGAGAUCCUACUUGAAUCGCAUGUCGUCAUGAUCCGGGGUAAUAGUGGGUUAAAACCAAAAGACAAUGAACUCACUUCAAAACCCUGGCAUUGGCCAAUCAAUUAUCAGGGCCUUCGUUUCUCUGGGACAAACGAGACUGAAUAUAGAGUUUAUUUAUUGGGAAACCCUGUAAUUUGGUGGCUAAAUCUGACCAGCCUCAUUCUCUACUUGAUUCUCUCGAGCAUUACAGCCAUCUGCUUGCAGCGAGGAUAUCGGCCAGGUCAGCGUGUCCAAGAGCGUGCUGAUGUUGUUCAGAAUGGAGCCAGGCAGGUUCUGCUGGGCUGGUUGCUCCAUUAUUUACCAUUCUACCUGAUGGGCCGGAUCCUGUAUUAUCAUCAUUACUUCCCCGCAAUGCUUUUCAGCAGCAUGUUAACAGCAAUCACAUGGCAUGUUCUGCUGCAAAGUUUUGACCUCCUCUUAAGCCAGGAUGCAGCUCGGAGAGUUUACAAAGUUGGAAUGAUGUUCUUGGUUCUUGUCUGCGUGUACAGUUUCUACUUGUUCCACCCCCUCUCCUAUGGGAUGAUCGGCCCACUUGCACAGGAUCCUCACAGUCCAAUGGCAGGAUUGAAAUGGCUGGAAUCCUGGGAGUUCUAACUGUUACCAGAGAUCAGAAAUGGAAAAUGGCAGCUAUUGUUUGUCACUGGCAUAAGAUUGGAUCAAAGAUUUCAAUCAACAGAGGACAAGACUCCUGCCUUUGCCUUAAGCUUUUAAUAAGCUCUUUUGUAGCCUUCAAAAUAAGUGAUGCACUUACUGUUGUCAACUUGGAACUGAUGUGUGUAGUAUUCAAUUAAUAAAGCAGAUGCUUUAUUCAGAA
Rhincodon typus (whale shark) is the source of this 2462-nucleotide messenger RNA. RefSeq names its product protein-O-mannosyltransferase 2 (gene pomt2). NCBI's taxonomy places the organism in Eukaryota, Metazoa, Chordata, Chondrichthyes, Orectolobiformes, Rhincodontidae. The record is from RefSeq and is a predicted model, not a curated record. The transcript is spliced from 21 exons. Gene Ontology annotation, cellular component: endoplasmic reticulum; membrane. Gene Ontology annotation, biological process: protein O-linked glycosylation via mannose. Gene Ontology annotation, molecular function: dolichyl-phosphate-mannose-protein mannosyltransferase activity. The coding region runs from base 56 to 2242 and encodes 728 amino acids.